CCAAGCCUCCCUCCUCUAUUUAUGCUCCUCCCGGUUCCACUCUUUCUCUCAUCAACACAAGCAUCAAUCAGCCUUCAUCUCAGUUCAUUCACAACCACAAAGUCCGCACUCUACACUCGACAACGAGCUACUCUACUACUCUUCAGCCAUCACCUACUUCAGAGUUUCAUACCACCGACACACAGAGAGAUCAUGGCGGGUGCGGCUAAAGCGUCUUGGAUGGUGGCGAUGAGCGUCGGCGCCGUGGAGGCACUCAAGGACCAGGCCGGACUCUGCCGGUGGAACUACGCUCUCAGAUCCAUCCACCGGGCAGCCAAGGGCAGGGCCAAUGUCCACGGCGGCGUCUCGCAGGGCGCCAAGCAGCUUCCUGCCUCUGCUACGGCGGUGGCCGAGAAGCGGCGAGCAGAGAAGGCCGAGGAGGGGCUGAGGACGGUGAUGUACCUCAGCUAUUGGGGACCAAAUUAGCAGCUGUAACUUGGUAGUACUGUCUGUGUUUGCUGCAACAGCCAUGGCCUGGAACCACGAUGUAGAAACUUGGUACUAGCUGGCUUCCCGUGGAAUCCUCCAUUGUAAAAACCAUGAUGAUGAUGAUGACAAAUUUCUGCUACUUCAGUUCAUAUUGCUCCCCU
Messenger RNA from Triticum dicoccoides, 629 nucleotides. RefSeq lists its product as uncharacterized. The transcript has a single exon. The record is from RefSeq and is a predicted model, not a curated record. Lineage: Eukaryota; Viridiplantae; Streptophyta; Magnoliopsida; Poales; Poaceae. Bases 22 to 465 code for a protein of 147 amino acids.